This is a messenger RNA of Gavia stellata (red-throated loon), 6410 nucleotides long. RefSeq names its product SMC5-SMC6 complex localization factor 2 (gene SLF2). NCBI's taxonomy places the organism in Eukaryota, Metazoa, Chordata, Aves, Gaviiformes, Gaviidae. Gene Ontology annotation, cellular component: site of double-strand break; nucleus. The transcript is spliced from 20 exons. The coding region runs from base 1 to 3618 and encodes 1205 amino acids. Gene Ontology annotation, biological process: DNA damage response; positive regulation of double-strand break repair; protein localization to site of double-strand break. The record is from RefSeq and is a predicted model, not a curated record.
AUGACCCGGCCGCUUGGCGUGGGCGUGCCGUCGCCGGGCCCGCCCGUAACCAGGUCCCGACGCCAUUUUACGCCGGCAGCCGCGGCCAAAGAGACGGCCCAAGGCUUCAGAAACCAGACCAUUACAGAGUUCUUCAGACCAGUUUUAAACCAAGACCUUGGCCAUAAAGACAGAACUGUGUUGCAUUCACCAGACAGAGGAAAUGUAAAAGAUGCAGGAAUCGGACGGUCAGUUUUAUGCGCUGAACGUUUUGGAAAGAAAAUAUCUUCUCCAAAGAAGGUCAGAAGAAAAAAGAUGCCAGACCAAACACCAAACACAAGUCCUGUGGUAGAUGCCUUUCGGAGAAGAAUUAAGGAGAAGGACAGUGUAAACAUUUUAAAGAAUGGCAGAGCAUGCAAGGCACUCGAUUCAUUGUACCCAAAAGUCGUGAUUCAAAAACUCCUUAUUACUGCAGGGUCUCACAGCUGUUUCUUGGCCAAAAAGGAUAAAGCUGUCAAGUCAGAACAGGGAAGAAAUGAGAAGUGUCUGGGUGUAACAAGAGCACCGUUGUCUUGUGGAAAUAGUUGGGAACAGAAAACUGACUGUAUGGAUCUAGAAGACACUAGCUCAGAUUCUGACAAAUGGGUUUCGUCAUCAGAAGCUGAUACUGGAAAAGCCUGUGCUAGAAAUAAUGGCGCUGGGAACAACACAUCUCUGUGCCAAAACCCAGGGCUUCCCAUGAAAUUGCCCUGCACUCCAACUGACUCUGAAUUUAGGUUGUCACUGGAAGCUCUCUGUAGAGAAAGGAAGCGGAAGAAACAUAGAGUGAAACAAUCUAAGCCCCAUCCUGUAAAGCCAUUCUCAGGAACAAGUCUAUCACAUCAGGGAAAUGGAUGUCCUUUAAGAAAAAUACCACAUUCUGGUUCAAGGGAGACUGCCUCAGAUGACCCAUCUCAACCACAGCCAAAGCAGGUUUUAAAAUGUGAGGCAUCUUCUCCAAAUGCACUGAGAAUGUCUGAGAUGGCCACUGGUAUGCGGAAGAGCCAGUCUGUUCCUUCACACUGCCUUAGAUUUAAGACGUCUCCUGGGCGAUCCAAACAAAUAGACUUCCCUGGGAAAAGAAAACGCACUGCUGUGAGUUUGGAUGCAGAUGGUUCAAAUCAAUCUGAAAUACCAAGUUUGAAUGACCCUGCUUUUAGUAGGUCAUCUGCAAAAUGCAAAAAUAGCAAGUCUGACUUUGUAAAAAAUAUCCUUUUGAAGUCUACUUGUGGUGAUGUUCUGCAACUAAUGGAGGCUGCUGCUCUACCUAGACAUGAUUCUACUCUUCCAGAGGAAUACCUCAACUCAAGCGAUGAAAAUGAGAAAAAUAACUGUUCCUCUGUAGGUUUAUCAUCUUCAUAUUCUGCACACAGUCCUGGUAAAAAUAACCACGUUUCUGCUGUGGAUACCAAAGAGAAUCAAUUGCAGGUGGCUAACUCACGCUUUUUCUUGGAAAAGUCCCUUCCUUUUUCUCAGGAAAAAAGUACUGUGUUGCCUUUUCUCCACCACUUAACACAAACAAAAGGUGUGGAAUCUCAUCUCCAGAAUGCUGGCUUAUCUCAGGUAUUGGAUGCUAAGAAGGAGCAAGAUGGGAAAAGACCAGAAAGACGUGCACCUGAUAAAGCUUACAGUAUUCAAUCCAGCAACAGUUUUUCAAAAACAGACAAUACUUCUGACUCUCGUUCAGUGGAAGGUUCUGGGAAACCUGCACUCUCAGAAGAGACUGGUAAAAGUGUUGCCUGUUCGUUGUCCUUUAAAGAAGGGUGCAUGGACAGCGGCUGUAUGUCUUCACAACUCUCAAGCGAGUUAAAAGUUGAAAACACCUGUACAGACAAGUUCAAGUUGAAUAGAAAAGCAAAAAGCAGCUUUGAUAGUGAAGUUGAGAGUUUGGAAUGCAGUCUAGAUGAUGAUGAUGAUGAUGAAGAAGUAUUCAUGCCACUGCAAGAAAUUCUGUCUUCAAGUCCCAAGCCACAGGCAGGCACCCUGGAAGAAUCCUGUCUUGACAGUUUUUCUCAGGACACCAUUACUCCAUUACUGAAGCUUCAUCUUUCUAAGCCUCCUGUUGUUAGCCAGGUGUCAUAUGUGAACAGCUUAGAACAUCUCUUGAAGGAGAAGGAAGAAUCUAAAAGGGUAGACGAACUAGAAAAGCGGUUACAGGAAGACAUGCAAGGAAGGGAAACUGAUUCUUCAAAUGGAGAAGAUGAGGAGGAUGCCAGUGGAGAUGAAGAUCUCUCAGAAGAGCACAGGGCAUUUAUAAAGAGAUUUUCAGUAAUAGCUCAUGCCAUACCUGACUACCACCCUGGAGAAGAUAUAUUUGAUUUAUCAACCUCUGGGAAAAUCUUCAAUCAACAUAACCUUGACAUGAGGAAUUUUCAUUUCGUUCCUCAAAAUCCUAUAGAAAAGCUCCUUCUUAGUUCUGGUGUAACACAGCAGCUUUCUUUAGCUAUUAAUGGUUUUGUAAGUUCUGCUUACAGUUGUAUCUUGUGUCCCAUACCAAUUCUAAAGUGGCUUUUUCAGAUGAUGUCUGUUCAUCCUGACUAUUGUGUUUCCACCCAGAUUUUAGACAGAUUGAUGGAGAUAACACUAAAAAAUGCUUCCAUCAGUGAUGAACAGUCUAAACCAUGGAUUCCUUCACUAGCUGAUGUGUCAGCUGUUUUUGUCAAUAUGGGUGUUGCGUUUAGAUCUCUCUUUCCAUUGCAGCAUCUUCAGCCCAACUUUAACGAAUGUGAUAUUUUAAGUCAGAUGCAAGAAACAGUGAGUAAACAGCAGACGAGAGGAGACCUAAUCUCUGCCAGUCCAGCUUUCUCCAGUCUACCAGAAAACAAUUUAAUUAAUGUGAUUAAGUUUCUAGGUUUCUGUACAACAGUUAUUCAAGGUGGAUAUACUGAUCAAGAAAUACUGCUGCUGCUUCUAUUGCUAUUUAAAAUAAGCUUGGAGAAACAGUUAAAGCAAAUUCCUUUGAUAGAUUUUCAGUGCCUUUUCAUAAAGCUUCUGAUAAGUGUAAAAGACUGGGAUACAAAGAUGCCUGAGCUCUGCCUGGCAGUGAGUGAACUCUCCAGUCAUCACCAUAAUCUCCUGUGGCUAGUUCAGCUGGUGCCUAGCUGGAUAAUACGUGGACGGGAAGUGAGAAGACGUCUUAGCCUAGUGAUAAUUUCAAAGCUCCUUAAUAAAAAGCAUAUAGAAAUACCUGAUGACAGUGACAAGCAGAUGUCUCUUUUGCAUCAGUUUCUGGUGUACAUGAAACCUUCUAAUCUACUAAAGAAGAUGAGAGAAGGACUGGAGCAGCAGAAUGCUGAUGGAGACCAUCUUCAUACAGAACUAGAACAGGAGGCAUACUACCUAAUCUAUGUCCUCCUUCAUCUAGUCAGUGAAGCUAGUUUCUUUGAUGUUGUAAAUUCUAAUCAAAGGCAACACUUACUGAAGCUUUGUGGUGCCUUAGAUAAACACAUAAAAUGUGAUAUUAGGGAAGAUGCAAGGCUGUUUUAUCGAACUAAGGUAAAAGACUUAGUUGCUAGGAUAUAUGGCAAAUGGCAAGAUAUGAUACAAACCACUCGGCCUACUCAGGGAAAACUGCAUGACUUCUGGGAGCCAGAUUCAUGAAAUCUUGCUUAGUUCAGGGAAAAUAACAGAAAUAACAGAAAAACUCUAAAACCAAGGAAGAUGUAGAAUGAAUGGAGCUUCACCUUGGUCAGAACAGAAGAAAUCAGUCACCUGAGUUAGAACUUGAGCUUGAUUCAGGCAAAUACUAGAAACACAAGGAUGUAAUUUGAUUAACAUUGCUUUUACUACAAAUAUGCUACUUCUGAAAAAUUGAAGUGGGUAAACUGAAAAAAACCCCAGCUAUUUCUAUAGCUCUGUCUGAGUUGGCUAGAAAUAUUUUAUCAUAUUGAAAGCUGAGGGAAGUUUCCUCAUUUCUGUUGUUAAUCACAAGACAUAUUUGAAAAUCAUAUCGUAUGUAUGAGUUUUCUUGCCAGCACACACCUGCAAACAUUGUUUUAGGAUGGCUGGGAAAGAACUGCCCUGUGACAUGGAAUGUGAGUUCGGAAACAGUAUUAGAGCUCCCCUGUUGUGAGCAGGUGAGGAAGUGGUUCAGAACUGGGAUGAAUAACAAUUACCUGCACAUGUUAAUCUGCAAAGCAGAAUUGGUAUGACCAUCCAAUGUCUCUAAAAAAUACAUAAUACAGCAGUUGCGCAUGAAGAAGUGACUGUUUUCAUGCUCACUUAAGGGUGGAAAUAGAGCUUAACAGUGGCUGUGCCCAAACAGGUUAAGUGGAUGCUGCUUUGCUUUGUGGUUGUGUUUUAUCAAAUAACAAAAUAGAAUUUGUUAUUAUAGUUAUGCAUUCAUUAUAACUUAACUCCCUUAUCUUCCGACAUUAAUUUAUUUAUGCGGUGAAUGUGACUGCACAGGAAGUGAUUCUGUAAGACCAAGUUAUAGAUGAGAUCUUAUUACACCAGUAGUAUUGUACUGCUCUUUAAAGAGACAAUCACAUCUGUAUUUGUUACCUGGCUUCAGCAGUUUCUCUAAAUGGAGAAAAUACUAUUCCUAAAAUGUCACCUCAGUGGAGAUUUGAAGAGAUGAGCAUUUGGCCACGUAUGUAAAACCUGCGAAAGCAGUAUGAGGUCUAAAUUCCUUUGUGUGAAGUGUUACCGCACACGCAUUAUGUGCGCAAAGCUCCAAGAGCUGUUUGUGAAAUAACCAAAGCAAGAUGUGAUCUCCUUUUGUGCUCUCUCUGCAAAUGCCAUAAUUUAAAAUCUUACACUGUGGUUUGUCUGUAGUGUGUGUGUAUAUAUGAAGAGAAAGAUAAGGUAUUGGGUAGAAGCACCAACUGGGACUCCCUUAACAAGUGAGAUUUUUAAUAAUAUCAACAUGUGCAUUUUAUAAUACUGUUUCCUUUUAAUUUUUGUAGAUGACCCUGUCUUGUAUGAUAAAUUCCUUACAACUUUCCAAGAUGAGAAUGUAAAAUAAGGCUCAAAAAAAAAAAAAAAUCUUCAAACUUAAGUAUGUGUAUUACAUAUAAAGGAACUGCUAUAGAAUGGACACAUGUCUUAUAGGGAAGGUAUUUUAUUUACAAAUUCAUGUUAAAUGUUUUGUCUUUCAUUUCAAGUGUUAGAGUUAGCCUAAGACUGCAGGGUCUCUGUGCCCUUCACAGGAUGAUCAGCUUAUCUUUGUUCGAACAAAAGUUAUGCUCGUGGCAUUGUUGGGGGGGGAGCGGGGGGGAGAAAAUCCCUUUUUUAAAAUCUCAACAUGUUAUUUAAGAAUUGGAAGAAUCUACCUCAAAGGGUGUCUUUGUUUGGCAAUAGAACUGCUUUAGGCUAAAAAAAUUACAUGGUGUUACAUAGGUAUGGCAAAGCUGUCCUUCGCUCUGCCUGUCUUUAGUAGUUGAUGAACCUUCCCUCUGGUAGCAGUUGCUUACUAUGUUGAAUAUAUUGUAUGUAAUUUUAUUAAUGUUUAUAUUUUUUCUCACUGAUGUUGUAUAAAGUUUAAAAAAAUUGCAGAAUAUGUUUACUGUAUGUGAUGUGUAUAUAUUUUCUUACCAUGUAAAGUUGAAGUUGCUGUCCUGUAUAUUUUGCAGAAGGAAAGGGGAGGGGUUUAGAUGAACAGCUUUUGUAUUACAGUUCAAAGCACAUUGAAACUGCUGGCUUUUUUUUCCAGAUGAAAUAACCACUUUGAUAUUUACUUUUAUUUAACAGAACAAUGACAAAACCAGACAUGCUUUUCUAAUUAAAUGUCCCUGCACAAAAUGGGCAUGCCACAGCUCUGUUUCACAAAAAAAAUGGCUGCGGGCCCUAUUUUGGUCUUACGGCACACGUUGUAGUUCUUGGGUUCACAGCUGAUUAGCCUACUAUAAAUGGAGAAGGUCUUGAAGUAAUUCUUAGCUCAGCCAGUCCUGUGUUUUCAUGCUUAAUGCCUGUGUAUACAUUCUGGCAUUUUCCCUCUCUCUCCCCCUCCAGCUUUGUCCGGACUUUUCUUCCAUCUGUUUUGUAGCUGAGUAGUAAUUCCCCAGUUGCCUAAGUCUAGACGUGGGUUGAAUUGGAGCUCAUCAGUAUCCUUACAGAGAUGAUCUCAAAGCAUCGCUGCAGAGUCUUUACAAGAGACUGCUGAGCUGAGCACUGCUUCAGGACUCCUGGAAAUGAAAUCACAAACCUGCUGUUGUGUGUUUUGCUGACUCAUUUACUGGCCCCCAGCCAGAAGUUACAUGCAUUGGAAAAGGCUGUUUGCACAGUAAAUGUCUUAACUGCUUUGGUUGUCUUCAGAUAAGAAUUUUGCACUGAGGUUUAUCUGUUGAUAUUAUGUUAGCUGUAUUAAGAGCCAUGUUAUCUCAUUUCAUGUGAAAUUAGGUGCACUUUAUUGCAGUAAUCAUAGACAAAUUAAAGGCUGACUCUAAAAUAGA